Molecule: messenger RNA, 358 nt
Organism: Stereum hirsutum FP-91666 SS1
Lineage: Eukaryota; Fungi; Basidiomycota; Agaricomycetes; Russulales; Stereaceae
Exons: 3
Coding region: 18-305 (95 amino acids)
Source: RefSeq, a predicted model, not a curated record
GGGAAAACGAGACAAGCAUGUUGCAGAUAGAGGAGUGCAACUUAUACGAACCAGGAAGUGGUGACUUUGCCUCCUCGAGGUGUGCGGUUUGUAGUGAUGCAAGCCAUGCCGUACGAUGUAAUGAACUUCGAUGGGAUCACAUAUGUAAUGCGGGUCCCAAGUCAAGUUCCUCGAUUGGCGUAGCCACCUACUCAACGGGGCUAAAAGCCGGGGCGAUCGUGGGACGAUACAGCUCCAGGGCAAAGAAGCCACACAUUGCGAUCAUUGAGAAUACCGAUUUGAGCCUUAGUAUAGAUGAAAUCUAGACAUGAGCCGGGACCUCCUUAUUCCACAUCAUAUAAAGUUAUCGUUAUACGUA